AUGGGUGAUAAUCAUCAUAGCAUCAGAGUCUACUUAGCCUCUGCAAUCUUGCUUUUAGGGGUUAUUAAUAGCUCACCAUCCCAGAAGGAGGGAAUUGCAGCAGAAAAUCUUUCUAAUCAGAAGCUCACUUCACGAAUUCUUCAGCAUGAGAUUGUGAAGCAAGUCAAUGAGAAUCCAAACGCUGGAUGGACUGCUGCUUUCAAUCAUCGCUUUGCUAACUCCACCGUUGCCGAAUUUAAACGCCUCCUCGGUGUUAAACCAACACCUAAGCACGAAUUCGUAGGUGUACCUCUUGUCACCCAUGACAUCUCUCUCAAGCUUCCUAAUGAAUUUGACGCCAGAACCGCUUGGUCUCACUGCUCCAGUAUUGGAAGGAUCCUAGGUAUAAACUUCAUUAUCAUCGACAUUAUAUUAUUGACUCAAUGCGUUUUGAGAUGCAUAAAAACAUUUGGUCACUGCGGUUCUUGCUGGGCAUUUGGGGCGGUAGAGUCAUUGUCUGACAGAUUCUGCAUCAAAUAUAACAUGGUAACACCUAUACUUCCAUCUACCCAAGCCAAGCCAAAAAACAAACUGAUCAUCUUUCCCUUCAAAAGAUUCUUGUGUUCGUUCCCAUUGCAGAAUAUUUCUUUAUCAGUCAAUGAUCUCUUAGCAUGUUGUGGAUUCCUUUGCGGUCAAGGCUGUAAUGGUGGCUACCCUAUUUCCGCCUGGCGCUACUUUAAGCACCACGGUGUAGUCACCGAAGAGUGUGAUCCAUACUUUGACAAUACUGGAUGCUCUCACCCGGGAUGUGAACCCGCAUACCCUACACCAAAAUGUGUGAGGAAAUGUGUUAAUGGAAACCAGCUUUGGCGUGAAUCAAAACACUUUGGUGUUAGCGCCUACAAAGUCAGACAUGACCCUCAAGACAUUAUGGCUGAAGUUUACAAAAACGGACCUGUUGAGGUUGCUUUUACCGUUUACGAGGACUUUGCGCAUUACAAAUCUGGAGUCUACAAACACAUAACAGGUGCUAACAUAGGAGGCCAUGCUGUCAAGCUUAUUGGCUGGGGAACUUCUGCGGAUGGCGAAGAUUAUUGGUUGCUUGCAAAUCAAUGGAACCGAAGCUGGGGUGAUGAUGGUUACUUCAAGAUCAAGAGAGGGACGAACGAAUGUGGAAUUGAACACGGUGUUGUAGCCGGUUUGCCUUCAGACAAGAACGUCUUUAAAGGUAUAAAUACUUCAGAUGAUGAUGUUCUAGUUUCCUCGUUUUAAACGAAAGAAAACAACACAAGAUGUGUCUCUACUCUCUGUAAUGUGUAAUUUGCCACAGUGUUUGUUGUUUCCAGUGAAAUUAUGAAAAGAGUAAAUAAAAUCUCGCAGAAGUAUGUAUCCACAACAAGUAUGCAGUUUAGCUUGUGUUCAUGUUCAGUCUCUACUGCUUUGAUUCUGCUUUAUGUGU
Messenger RNA from Eruca vesicaria subsp. sativa (arugula), 1438 nucleotides. The record is from the annotation of a GenBank genome assembly. Lineage: Eukaryota; Viridiplantae; Streptophyta; Magnoliopsida; Brassicales; Brassicaceae.